AUGCGAGCGAGCGGUCCGGGUAUUUUAGGUUUGCACGAAGACGCCCUGUUACAUGUGUUUAGCCACUUGUGCGGGAUCGACAAUCUAAACGCUCAUCCUUGUGCCCCCGUUCUUCGUGGAUCACGUCUAGAACGUGCGCGUGAUGCCUUUGCACUGGCGCAAACUUGUACUCUCCUUCUCAGUCUUUUCAAGAGAAGAUUCCUUGUGCGAAUAGAUUUCUUUCAAAUAAGCCACGCUGAGGACUGCAGAAAUGUCUCCCAUUUCCUGCCAUCGAGAUACCAGGGCACACAACAUAUCAGAGCGAUGGUUCGCAUAGCUGCAGAAUCCCUUCAAGAGCUACGCAUUCCGCCUUGCGAAGGAUGGGAAAAUCACGACUCCAUACUACAGGAAGUUUUACUCCACUGUCCGAAUCUGCACACUCUGGCAUUGCCGGAGUCCAGAGAUCCAUCUGAUACGUUGAUGUACUCUCUCUUUUACUCCGCAGAAUUAAGCCUCCAAGCCCUAACCAUUCAGAGCCCCUCGAUGGGCACUAUUGAGGAUCUAGAAUCGGGCCUUUACUGCAACUUGCGGCAAAUCAAGCUUACCAAUCUUAUAGAGCUCCAUAUAUCUCGUCUCGUUUCGUUCCUCCGUCAUCGGGGGAAGAGCUUGGAUUCCCUGACAUUACACUUCGAAGAUUUGAAUCAGUACAGCUCAGGACAAAACUCCUGGGGUCUUUUCUACGAUGCUGGUUUCCUCGCGCUCUUAGCAACUGAUCUGCUCGAAUGGUGUCCUAUCUUGGAAUCUCUGGAUCUAGGUCUUCCCUUCCUCGACUUUUCAGAUGUAAAAGUCGCAGGGGAUGAUGUCAAUAUCGAUUACUUGAAUGAUAAUGAGGUGAUGACCCUUGCCAAAGCGCAGUUGCAUGGAGGUGUUAAAACCCAUGGAAUCAGGUCACAGCUCAAGCACGUACGAAUAUCUACUUUCCAGUCGCGAGAAGCUGUUCAGAGACUGUUUAGAAGUCUUUCUACGCUCAUAGCGCCAGCUGCAAGGUUGGAGCUGAGGUUUCCGAAUGCCGUCAUUGUCAUACCUACACCAGGCAGUUCAUUUCGUCGACCAUUUUACCGCGCACUAAACAUUACGAGACUGAACGAGACCGCACAAUCCCUCGAACUUGGGAACACUGACUACGGAAAGAUUGAAGAAGUGUGUCUAUCAUUCCAUGAUCGACAAGAAUUAGACAUUUCCUUGGCACGAACCAUACUACGUCGUAUUCAUAGAGAAGCUGGGUCCAAUUUCAAGACUCUUCGAGUGCAAAACUUUGGACGAUCAUAUUCGAAUGACUUUCUCCGUUUGAUUGACCUAUCGGCGGAAGUACCUUCCGCAGUCACACUUCAGAUGCCCCGAGACUUUGUGUGUUUCUGGUCCACAGUUUUCAAACCAUCCAUGCUGGAAAACAUUCCCGUCAACCUGAAGAGGUUAAUAUUCACGAACGGGCACACAUGUACACAUGAAUCCGAAUGCCACAGCAUCGCUACAACCAUACCAAACCUUUUGCAUACUAUUAAGAUGCGUUGUCCCCACAUCGAAGGCGUAUAUUUGCAACGCGCACGUGAAACAGGUGAACCCCAUUCUGACAACUUAAGACAGCUUACUCGAAGUUCUCUAAAUGCUCUUGAGGUUUUUGAAAGCGAGAGGCCGAGUGUGGACGUAUCAACAAUUAAAGCACAACUCCUGCUAUGGGUGGAAGAUUGCUUCUGGUAG
Molecule: messenger RNA, 1737 nt
Organism: Chondrus crispus (carragheen)
Lineage: Eukaryota; Rhodophyta; Florideophyceae; Gigartinales; Gigartinaceae
Exons: 1
Coding region: 1-1737 (578 amino acids)
Source: RefSeq, a predicted model, not a curated record